AAUGUGCUUCUGUCAGUAUCUUCUCCGCUCACGUUGUUUCAGGAAUUUCACUCCUUCGACCCCUGCCAGCGGCCGCGCGCCCUAUAAAAGCGCGUCUCCGCGGCGCGUCUCAUACUUUCCCGGAUCAGAAGUGCUGCAUGUGUCCGAAUUUCUGCCUCGAACCAGAACAACAUGUUGCGUGUCAGAUGCCUGAGAGGAGGAAGCCGCGGAGCUGAAGCCGCACAUCUCAUCGGCGCUAUGGUGGGUCGCGCUCUGUCGGGAUGGGUGCAGCGCGCGUUCCGCAGCACCUCGAGCUCGGCCGCCGCGCCGAUGGCGCUCAACGUGGACGAGCCCGUUACUGAGCACGCGCCCGAGGAGUGCCCCGUGUGCGCCUACAACGAGUGGGACCCGCUCGAGGAGGUGAUCGUGGGACGAGCUGAGAACGCCUGCGUCCCCCCGUUUACAGUGGAGGUCAAGGCCAACACCUACGAGAAAUACUGGCCCUUCUACCAGAAGUACGGCGGACAGACAUUCCCGAAGGACCACGUGAAGAAAGCAGUUGCUGAAAUCGAGGAAAUGUGCAAUAUUCUGCAUCACGAGGGUGUUAAUGUGACCAGACCGGAACCCAUCGACUGGUCGUUUGAAUACAAAACCCCAGACUUCACCUCCACAGGCAUGUACGCGGCCAUGCCGAGAGAUAUCCUGAUAGUGGUGGGGAAUGAGAUCAUAGAGGCACCGAUGGCCUGGAGGGCUCGCUUCUUCGAGUACCGCGCCUAUCGGCCCCUCAUUAAAGAAUACUUCAGGCGGGGGGCCAAGUGGACCACGGCACCCAAACCCACCAUGGCCGACGAGCUUUAUGAUCAGGAAUAUCCCAUCCGUACAGUGGAGGACAGACAUAAACUGGCUGCUCAGGGGAAUUUCGUCACCACAGAAUUUGAGCCGUGUUUCGACGCUGCAGACUUCAUCCGAGCCGGCACUGAUAUUUUCGUACAGAGGAGUCAGGUUACAAACUACAUGGGCAUCGAGUGGAUGAGGCGUCAUCUUGCCCCUACCUACAAGAUCCACAUCAUCUCCUUCAAAGACCCUAACCCCAUGCACAUCGACGCCACCUUCAACAUCAUCGGACCAGGCCUGGUGCUGUCCAACCCGGAUCGCCCAUGCCGGCAGAUCGACAUGUUUAAGAAGGCCGGGUGGACUGUGGUCACUCCUCCAACUCCUCUUAUUCCAGAUGACCAUCCGUUGUGGAUGUCGUCCAAAUGGCUCUCAAUGAAUGUGUUGAUGCUGGACGAGAAGCGUGUCAUGGUGGACGCUUAUGAGACGAGCAUCCAGAAAAUGUUUGAAAAACUCGGCAUUAAGACUAUUAAGGUCAGCAUCCGACACGCCAACUCACUGGGCGGAGGAUUUCACUGCUGGACGACGGACGUCCGUCGGCGCGGAACCCUCCAGUCUUACUUCCUCUAGACUGCCAGAAAACGCAGUUUUAAUUGAGCUCAAUGUUGUGCUCCAGCGAUGGUUUGAUAGCGCUGUGCAUGUCAGGGCUUUAGCAAAUGAAUCCAAUGAACGUAAUAAUGACUAGAAACCUCUCAAAAGUGAUCUCAAUAACAACUGCAUCUCUGGCCGGCUGUUGUAGUGACUCCAGUGAAGCAGACAGACCCCCCCCACUUCACCACGACCAUUAAGACAAGAGUUUCUACCUCCUCCUAGAAGAUGAUCAAAGAUUUAUAUAUAAAAUAUAUAUAUAUAUACUUUUUUACCCUUUAUGCAAAGUAUGCAAUUAUUUUUAUAGCCGUAUAUAUCAGUUCUUUUUCUCAAAAGUGUAAAUAUUUUAAUAUAUAUGUGCAUUUUAUGUGCAUAUAUACUGCCGAUCGAAGGUUUGGAUCAUUAAGAGAUUUUUUAAGGAAAUGAAUGUUGAACUGUUUGUCAACGAAGCAUUUUACUGGUCAAAACCAUCUAAUUAUUUAUUAUAAUGUCAUAUGAUUUUAAGAUCAGUUUAAUUUGCGAUAGUAAAGCCCCAUUUCAGCUGAAUUACUUUACAGACAUCAAGACAUUUGUCUUCAUAUUUUAAAGCAAAGAAAAAGUCAUUUGUAACAUGUUUUCACUGUAAUUUUCUUUCAAUUGAAUUAAUGUUUGGUGAAUAAAGUAUGUUUCUUUAGGAAAUGUCACAGUGAUUCCAAACUCAUAAAGAGUUUCCCUUGACAAAAGGGUUUUUUAUACAUCUGCAAGUCUGUUGUCAUUCACAAUAGCAGGAGUCGGGACGCCACGCAACGCUCUCUUGUGUACCUGGAACAUAUUUUUUGUUUUGUUGUGUUUGUGCCGUGAUUUCAGUAUCGGGUCAAUGAAAAACCAUUAAAAAUAAACUUGGAAAUGAA
Molecule: messenger RNA, 2348 nt
Organism: Triplophysa dalaica
Lineage: Eukaryota; Metazoa; Chordata; Actinopteri; Cypriniformes; Nemacheilidae
Gene: gatm
Product: glycine amidinotransferase (L-arginine:glycine amidinotransferase)
Exons: 9
Coding region: 172-1440 (422 amino acids)
Cellular component (GO): mitochondrion
Molecular function (GO): amidinotransferase activity
Source: RefSeq, a predicted model, not a curated record